This is a messenger RNA of Chroicocephalus ridibundus (black-headed gull), 2510 nucleotides long. RefSeq names its product isopentenyl-diphosphate delta isomerase 1 (gene IDI1). The record is from RefSeq and is a predicted model, not a curated record. Gene Ontology annotation, cellular component: cytoplasm. The transcript is spliced from 5 exons. NCBI's taxonomy places the organism in Eukaryota, Metazoa, Chordata, Aves, Charadriiformes, Laridae. Gene Ontology annotation, molecular function: isopentenyl-diphosphate delta-isomerase activity. Gene Ontology annotation, biological process: isoprenoid biosynthetic process; isopentenyl diphosphate biosynthetic process. Bases 95 to 934 code for a protein of 279 amino acids.
UCCUGGGCAGCCCGCGCCGCAGUGGGGCGAUCGGGCGAUGCGGUGACGUUGGUGCUUGUGGGGGCUGUCAUUGGCGGCGGCAGGGUGACGGGCCAUGUGGCGCGUGCUGCCGCGGGCCGUUACCGCCGGCCGCUACCGCCCAGACGCCGUCCCUCAGGGCCGUCGCUGCUGCCACCAGCCGCUGCCGUCCGCCGCCGGCCUGUGCGGGGGGAAAGCCUGGGCUGAGAGUAGAACGCGUGCUGCCAUCACGAUGCCUGAAGUAAACACAGAUCACCUGGAUGAGCAGCAGGUGCAGCUCUUGGCGGAGAUGUGCAUCCUUAUCGAUGAAAACGAUAAUAAGAUUGGCGCGGAUACCAAGAAAAACUGUCACUUGAAUGAAAACAUUGACAAAGGUUUACUGCACCGAGCUUUCAGUGUUUUCUUAUUUAAUACAGAAAAUAAACUGUUGCUGCAGCAGAGGUCCAAUGCAAAAAUUACGUUUCCAGAUUGUUUUACCAACACUUGUUGCAGUCAUCCUCUAAGCCACCCACUAGAACUGGAAGAGAAUAAUGCCAUUGGUGUUCGGAGAGCGGCACAGAGACGACUGAAAGCGGAGUUGGGAAUUCCCAUGGAGCAGGUAACUCCAGAAGAAAUCUCCUAUCUGACGCGAAUCCACUACAAGGCAAAGUCUGAUGGGAUCUGGGGUGAACACGAGAUAGACUACAUCUUGUUUGUACGGAAGGACGUAACGCUGAAUCCCGAUCCUAAUGAGAUCCAGAGCUACUGCUACGUGACACAGAAAGAACUGAAACAGCUCUUGGACAAAGCCUCCAAGAAUGAAGUUAAGAUUACUCCAUGGUUUAAACUAAUUGCAGAGACCUUUCUUUUUAAGUGGUGGGAUAACUUACCUAACUUGAACAAAUUUGUUGAUCAUGAAAAAAUACACAGAAUGUAAAAAGCUGGGGUAAAAGAUGGUGAAGGCUAGCAGUGAUGUGCCGUCUUGGUAACUCAUGACUUGAGUCCAGAACAGUGAUCCACCUGGAGUGUGUUUUACAAGUAACUUUAUACACAGAUGGUUAUAACCAGUGUUUUUUUCUCUCUUCCCCCCAGCCAUGUUCCUCCUGGGCAAGUUAAGCUUAAUCUCAUGUAAAAAUGGGUAAAGGUAACAUUAGAAACCCCUUGGGUUCAUCUUUCUCCAUUGCCUGGUGUGGUAUGAAAGGUCCUCAGCCCCUGUGUGCCCAGCUGCUGUUAGGUCCUCGCGCAAGGGCAGGGGCUGCAGAGGCGGGUGGAGCUGGUGCCUUCCCAGCUGUGUGUGACGAUGCCUUCCAAAUUAGUGAUUGCAAAAGAGCUUGAGUUCUGCAUUGGUGUUGAGAAGACUAGUUGCCUGAAGAAAAAGCAAUUAAUUCAAAGUAAUUGGGAUUAUUUUAAUUGCAGAAAGCAGAUCUCUUCAGCUACUGUACUCUAUAAUUAACCAAACACAUAAAAGCUUAAGUAAUUGGAUUGUCUGCGUGGACUGAGUUUCGUUUUGAAGUGCUGCAAUACGUGUCAUGGCUUUAGAUAAUAAACACUGGGGAGGUUGGUUUGGGGUUUUUUCCACCAACCUUUUCUGGUUAGUCGAUGGCCGAGUACUGGACGUCUCUUAAAAAGAAAUAAAGGGGGGUUAAUUACACCAAAUGUAAACAUAGCCUGUGUUUGGAGAAGGCACGUGCAUUCAGUGACUGGCUCCAUCUUCCAGAAAACAAAAGGCCUCUCGAUACGAGCUUUUUUCUUUUUCCUGCAACAUCUACUGUAAAAGUCAUUCCCUGAAAACUCGAACCCCUUGAACUCCAAACUUCAAGAUUGACAAUUUGUAGGCUUACAGCAGGUCGCAAUUUCAGUUAAUCAGAAAUGGUACCAGAGGGCAAGAGCUAAUCCUUUUUGAUCCUGCGGUCAAUUGCUAGUAACAGGAGUAAAAUGGAAGGCUUUUUUUUAGUAAUACAAAUAAUCAAGGGUAUCUCAAUUUGAAUUAAACAUUUUUGUGUUUGGUUGAUUAUUUUUUUUUCCCCAAAAAAGCUCAGUUAUGUUUUGGGUUUUUUUCUGUUAACUUAAGAAAUCUAUAUUGAGUAACCUGCUAACUUCUCCCAGAGGCAUCUCGAUGAAAUAGGAUGUUGUUCGUGCCACUUCUCUGUGCAUGUAAAACAUGGUUUUUCACUAGUCUGUGUCUGGUUUUGCGGUGAAACUACAUUUUUCCAAUGGUUAAGAUGUUUGUCUUUUACACCCCAGUUGUGGCUGCAGCACUGAAGCCUCCCUGUGCCAGCAUCUCCAGUGGCUCAACGCUUAGAGGUUAGAGCCGAGUUUGUUGUGUGUUGCCCUGAAUUGAUGUGUUGUCUCGAAGCAAACAGUAGUGGGGAGGGAGCAGGAACGCAGUGUUAACAGCUCUCCUGAAUUCAGUGCCAUCAGCCACACCGCCUAAGUAAUAUAUUAGAGGACUCUUCAAGUACUUAAAAUACUUUUUAAAUUAAAGAUUAUCUUAAAAGAUUAUUAUUAAAAUA